This is a messenger RNA of Drosophila ficusphila, 784 nucleotides long. RefSeq lists its product as uncharacterized. NCBI's taxonomy places the organism in Eukaryota, Metazoa, Arthropoda, Insecta, Diptera, Drosophilidae. The record is from RefSeq and is a predicted model, not a curated record. The coding region runs from base 81 to 560 and encodes 159 amino acids. The transcript has 2 exons.
UUUUCGAGGUGAAAAGUUUGUGUUCGUCGAAUAAAAAUCCGGAAUUUAGACAAAAGCAACUCCCGGUUAACUUGGAAGACAUGUCCCAAGGAACUAGGCGCAGUGAGCGCAUUCGUCGCAACCUCGAAAGGCAGAGAGCUGUGAUUCCAUAUCCGAUUCGAGUCAAUCCGCCUCGGGUUCUGUUCUUGGUGGACACAAGGGCAGCGCUUCAAGGGGGCUACGGUUGGCCGGCGACCGAUAUGCUCAUACUUUCUUGCCCCGCGGAACUAAAUCGCUCAAUGUUUUUGCGGCUCGACAUGUCCCAACGACAGUACCAGAGAUCCGCAAUCCAAGCCAUCAUGUUGACGGGAACCAGGCUUCGCGCACCGUAUCCCCAAAGGUUUCGGUACAUCUUCGAACCCAGCAGGAGCCUUGAAGCCGCUACAUGGAACAGCCUCGUCGACGACGGAACCCUAAUGAUGGCCCUGAUCGUCGACCCUUUCCUGGAUUCCUAUAUGCGCCAAAGCCCCUUUACAGCUAUAACCUUGAUCAUGCGCGUUGUCGAUUACUUCCUCUGCUGAAAUCGGGACAUUAGACAACACCAAAGAUAAGCAAUAAGAAUUUGUAUAAUAAUAACCAAGUUUACAAUCCAAUUCAGAAAUGUUUAAACAAUGUAAGCAGAGCGAAAUUGAGUUGCAUUCUCCAGAUUAAUUUAUUGUAUAAAUUGUGAGAUAUUUCAUACAUAUGUUUAUUGACACAACAAUUGGUAAUACUGGAAAUAAACUGACUCACAAUUUUUAAGAAC